UACAUCUGCUGCUGGAAGUCUGCUGGAGGCGAUCAUCAGCUGACACGCACACACACACCGGGAGGGUGGAGUGACGGCAGGAGGGGCGGGCUGCUUGAAGAGCCCAUCAGAAGUUGGAGGAGCUGCAGAGAGACCAGAAGGGUGCGAGCUUGGAAAUGAUGGAAGCGGAGCAUUUGAGCGGUGGUGGGGGCAGCACGGAGGGCAAACCCUUGCGGGGCCACAGCCGGCGCUAUAGGAUUGCCUUGAUUGUAUGCGCUUGCCUCUGUGCGAUUCUGCUGCUUGCGCUCAUCGUGGUUUCCCAAAGAAGCAAACAGCAGCAGUUCUGUCUGACUCCGGAGUGCAUCGAGGCUGCUGGAGCCAUCCUAAGUAAAAUGGACAAAUCGGUGGACCCUUGCGAGGAUUUCUACAUGUUCUCCUGCGGCGGCUGGUUGGAGAAUAAUCCCAUUCCCGAAGACUCGUCCACGUACGGGAUCUACCCGUGGCUUCGCCAGCAGGUGGACCUGCGGCUCAAAGAGUUACUGGAAGCUCCCACUGAGGCUGGCGAGUUAGAGGCGGUGACCAAGGCCAAGGUCCUCUACCGCUCCUGCAUAAACGAGAGUUUACUGGAGGAGCUGGACGCACAGCCCAUGCUGAGGACGCUGCAGGAGCCCGACUUCCGCUGGCCCGUUUUAGGCGAGGGCCUAGGCGGCGAUUUCCGCUGGUCCGAGCGAGACUGGAACCUCCUGCGGACGCUGGCCCGUGUCAGGAACCGGCACAGCAAGAGCGUCCUCAUCCGCAUCUUCGUCUCCCCCGAUGACAAGAACUCCUCCAAAUACAUCAUCAAGCUGGAUCAGGCCUCCUUGUGUCUGCCGUCGAGGGAGGACUACAUCACCAACACCUCCGCUGCACAGACGUACCGCGCGGCAUUGUUGAGCUUGAUGGUGGACACGGCCAUGAUGCUGGGUGCUCCCCAGAAAGCGGCACGGGUCCAGAUGGAGGAAGUGCUAAACUUUGAGACCAAACUAGCUCAUAUGAUCAUUCCCUACGAGAACCGCACUAGCGAGAACAUGUACAACAGAUACACGCUGUCCCGACUUCAACGGCAGAUACCGCAGCUGGACUGGUUGUUCUUGGUCAAGUCGGUGGUGGAGUCCGACAGCGACCCGUCUCGCGUGGUCUCCUCCUCUGAACCUGUCAUCGUACGGGCGCCGCAGUACUUGCGGGACCUUGUGGAGCUCCUCAACGUCACCCACCCGAGGACGGUGGCUAACUACGUGCAGUGGAGAGCGGUUUUCUCCAAGCUGACCACCCUCAGCCGCCGCUUCCUCUACCGAUAUCUGGACUACGCCAGGGUUACCACGGGAACCACUUCUCUGACACCGCGUUGGGACAAGUGCAUCAACUACGUCGAGAACUCGCUCCUCUACGCCACGGGCCGCCUCUUUGUCGACAACCACUUCCAGGAGGACAAGAAACACAUGAUGGACGAGCUCAUCGACGGCGUUCGCUGGGCGUUCAUCGACAUGCUGCAGAAAGAGAACGGCUGGAUGGACGAGGCGACCAAGACGAGAGCCGUGGAAAAGGCGCACGCCGUCCUGGCCAAAGUGGGCUACCCCGAGUUCAUCCUCAACGACACCUACCUCAACCAGGACUUGAAGGAGCUGGACUUUGACGAGAACGACUACUACGGCAACGUGAUGCAGACGCUGAAGUUCAUCGCUCAGUUGGACGUGGCCUGGCUUCGAAAGACAGUCCCGCGCACGGAGUGGUUCACUAACCCAACCACCGUGAACGCCUUCUACAGCUCCUCCACCAACCAGAUCCGGUUCCCUGCCGGCGAGCUUCAGAAGCCCUUCUUUUGGGGCAAGGACUAUCCCAGGUCUUUGAGCUACGGCGCCAUCGGCGUGAUUGUCGGCCACGAGCUGACGCACGGCUUCGACAGCAACGGCCGUAAGUAUGACAAGGACGGCAACCUGGACCAGUGGUGGAGCAACUCAUCGGUAGCGGCCUUCACGGACAAGACUCAGUGCAUGGUGGAGCAGUACAACGACUACUACUGGGAGGAGGCGGGAUUAAAUGUCCGUGGGAAGAGGACGCUCGCGGAGAACAUCGCAGACAAUGGUGGAAUGAGACAAGCCUUCAAGGCGUACCGGCGCUGGGUGGACGAGAACCGAGGAGGUGCGGAGGAGCCGCUUCUGCCCGGCGUGGGACUGGACAAUAACCAGCUCUUCUUCCUGAGCUACUCGCACGUCCGCUGCAACGCGUUCAGAACCGAGGCCGCCAGGGACCAAGUGCAAAGUGGGGCGCAUAGUCCGCCAAAGUACAGGGUGAUCGGAGCGAUGAGUAACUUUCCUGAAUUCAGCAAGGCCUUCAAUUGCCCAGACUCGUCAACGAUGAACAGAGGGGUGCAGUCCUGCCGAGUGUGGUGACCUUAUUUUGUUUGUGAAACUCCUGUUAAAAGCAAAUUUGAAAUCUCACGAAUAAUGAAAAUGAAGAAAUCAAUUACAGUCAAUUAAUCACUCA
Molecule: messenger RNA, 2502 nt
Organism: Syngnathus typhle (broad-nosed pipefish)
Lineage: Eukaryota; Metazoa; Chordata; Actinopteri; Syngnathiformes; Syngnathidae
Gene: phex
Product: phosphate regulating endopeptidase homolog, X-linked
Exons: 23
Coding region: 156-2408 (750 amino acids)
Biological process (GO): protein processing
Cellular component (GO): plasma membrane
Molecular function (GO): metalloendopeptidase activity
Source: RefSeq, a predicted model, not a curated record